CCGCCCGCCCCACCUGAGCUGGUUCGGCAGGUUUGAGGUGGAGGCGGCCAGGAGAGCGCCGGAAUCCCGCAGGGCCUCGGCAGAGCUGUCCCGUGGCCCCUAUGGUCCCCCGUCUGUGCCCGAGGUAAAAGCAGAAAGGACAGAAACUUUGUCCCCUCUGAACACCACAAGUGCAGGCAGCAGUGUUACCAGCCCCUAGCUGUCCCCAGCAGUGCAGAAGUGGAUGCUGUCAUGGCUGCUGCGGACCCUGCCCUGAUCCCCGAGGAGGUGGCUCUGCUGGAGCUGGGGAAGGUGGCCCUGGACAAGGUGCCACCAGCCCCAGAUGAACACCUGGGGGACCCUGAUGCCACCCUGCCAUGGGACCAGUGUCAGCACAACGCCCAGGGCCAGCCAGAGCUUAUAGAGACAAAGAGGCGAUCAAGUCCUGAGGGGGGCCAUGAAGACCCAGAGGAAGCUGUUCCCACCUGCCCCACAGUUGAGGGUGAAGGUGUGGAAGUCCCCCAGCUGCCCGUGAUGGCGGCCCACGUCUUUGUGCCCAUCGACCCACAGUGCAUUGAGGAGAGCCCUGUCAAGCAGAAGCAGCACCCAACCACGUGGCCCCAGGAGGAGGGCAGGGGGGACCAUAAUCCCCCCAGCGACAGACCCAGUAGCCUCCACCACAAGCAGGUCUUCCUCCCCCUUGGCCCUUCGCGCUGCCGGGAUCCACUGAGCUUCCAGGGGCGUGUGGUCAAGCCCUCAGCUGAGGAGUCACAGUGCCCGUGUGCCAGGGACUGUGGCACUGAUAAUCUCAAGGUUGUGGCAUCGGUGGCAGGGGCCCUGCUCUUCUGCCCUUGCCUCAUCUAUGGGGCCUACAUCUUCUUGCCCUUUGACGCUCCACUGCUGCCCACCACCAGCGCCCGCCUGGUCUACACGUUGCGCUGCGCCACCUUUGCCACCUUCCCCAUUGUGCUGGGAAUGAUUGUCAGUGGCAUCUCCCACCUCUGCUCCUCUGCCCUGGAGCCCUUUGGAGAGCUCCACAGGGAGGUGGAGAUCCACCGCACUUACGUCUCCCAGUCUGUCCACCUCUUCAUCCUCUACUUCUUCAACAUGGCUGUGCUAGCCACCUACCUCCCGCAGGAGCUACUCAAGCUCAUUCCACUACUCACAGGGCUCUUCGCCAUCUCCCGGUUGAUUUUCUGGAUGUCCUACGCCAUUAGCCGCUCCUUCCGUACCUUCGGCUUCAGCAUGACCUUCCUGCCGCUCCUGGCCAUGCUGCUCUGGAACCUGUAUAGCAUGUUCAUCCUGGAGCCUGAGAACCUCCUCUCUCUGGCAGCGCCAACACCCGAGGGUCAUUCCAAGGAGAGUCGAGCCAAACUCCGGCACUGGGGGUGA
Messenger RNA from Cinclus cinclus, 1371 nucleotides. It is a transcript of the gene TMEM79, whose product is annotated as transmembrane protein 79. NCBI's taxonomy places the organism in Eukaryota, Metazoa, Chordata, Aves, Passeriformes, Cinclidae. Gene Ontology annotation, cellular component: lysosomal membrane; trans-Golgi network membrane. The record is from RefSeq and is a predicted model, not a curated record. Gene Ontology annotation, biological process: regulated exocytosis. The transcript has 4 exons. Bases 232 to 1371 code for a protein of 379 amino acids.